CUUAGGGCAAAGUCCUUCCUGCGGGUAACUCAGACCCGCCCACUCAUCGCUUCUUCGUUUGCACAAGAAGCAAGAGGAUUAAACGGAACAAAGCGGACACUCAAACAGCGAAACACAAUUUGUGCCACUAUCAUUGUGUAAGUAGGGUACAAGAUGCCUAAAAAUGAUAGCUGGCCAGGUGGCACCGGAUUGGAGACGAUCACAAGCAUGGACAGUGCUGGUAGCUGUGACAGCGCUGUCAGUGCCAAAUCCGGCUUUAGCGGCGAUAGUCUUGAGCACCUGUCUAUUGAAGAGAAGGCCUGUCUCAUGUUUUUAGAGGAGACUAUUGAGUCUCUGGAUACCGAGGAGGACAGUGGACUGUCCAGUGAUAAACCUGACCAACUGCCCAGGCCUGGCAACCUUGCUGCCAAACUGGCUGACCUGUCAGCCUCCAUGAGCAAAGACAUGCUCAAUGAUUCAUUGAAACAUGCUCUGAAGGAACCCAUUAAGGAAAACGCUGACACCAAACCCAUGCAGAGCUACCGGGUUCCUACACCUCUAGUUGUUGCAGGCAGCCCUCCAUGUUCUGUACCCAGUAUUAAACCAGGCGUUCCUCCAGACAAGCCUCAGGUUACUCCUUCAAGCAACAAACUGGGCCACAAAUACAGCCAGAAACCUGCUGCUCCCCCAGUACCUUUAGAAGUUAAUGUGGUGAUCGCUCCUCACACAAAACCCAGGGACUACUCAGUUAUGACACCUCAGGCUCCAUUAUCAAGAGGACCUCUGUCCUACGAGGCACUUGUUCAUCUCCAGCAAAGUGCCUCCACAAAGAAGACCCCUUUGUGUCCCACAGUUGAUCAUACGAUAGACUUGGACAUGAGCCUUCCUGUCCCAGUGGAAGGUCAAAACCUUGCAAAUCUGCCAAGAUCUGACAAAUCCCACUCAGAGGCUCCUAAGUGUAGGACAGCUCCUCCAGUUGUGGCCCCUAAACCCAAAAAGAUUCCUGCUAACAUAUCUGUGAAAACAUGCAACGAAGCAUUGAUAAGCCCAGACUCUUCAUACAGUGUCAAGUAUGCGCCAGAUACCCGGGUGGUGAGACUGGAAGCUCUGAAGAAGCUUGGCCUCCUGACAGAACAGCCUGAAAAUGAGACAGUAGCUUCAGUGUCUCCCCCUAAAUCUCACACCUCUUUGGACCCAACAAGUAGAGCAUUUAAAAGAAGAGGGCCAUCUAAUGUUAAUACAUCCACAACCCCAUCGUUGCACCCAGAGCCCAGAAACAGGUUUCUGCAGAGCAGUGCCAGUUCCCACCACUAUUCCAGACAUGAGCAACAGCCUGCAUCUGUAUCACAUCCUGCUCAAUCCAGUGGAAUGAAGAUUGCUGGUCUGAGGUGCUCUGCUCCCCCGGACAACCACACAACUGGCAACAAUAGUCCUGAACCACAACAUAUGACAGCGAGCGAGCCAGUAAAAUCCACCACGACACCUCCACCUGUACCCCAUAAACCUUCAAACUCAGUUGAAUAUACUGUGAUGGUGGUGCCCAGGACGGGAGCUGAUCGAAAAGAAGCACUCAGAAAGCUGGGACUGUUAAAAGACAAAGAGGUAAAGAGCAGAAGUCUGCCUGCCUAAAUGCAGUGCUCAGAACGCGUUCAAAAGUGCCAUCAGCUUAAAGACAGUUAAAGUAUUAAGUGGGAACUUGGCAUCUAACCAACUAAAGCAGACUAGGAUAAAAAAGAGGAACAAUUUGAAGGGCAAUGCCAGACGUUUAAAUCUGUGCUGUAAUUACUUGUAUGCGUGCAGUUUCUUUCCAAAUAUUCUUCUUCUGUAGGGUUCGCAAGAAUCUGAAAAUGCACCACAGACAUUUCAAACUUCACUAAUUUGAUAAAAUUGCCUGCUAAUGUAGUGCCAUCCAGUGAGAAUCUCUUAUGCCUCUUUAGCAAAUUUAAGUAGGACUCAGGUUUUUAAGAAAUUAUUAAUAAUAAUUCAACUGUAUGUUGUAUGUACAUGUGAUGUUGUGGAUUUCCAUUCAUCUUUUGUCCUCAUUACACUGUACAUAACAUGCCGCUCGACUUAAAAGGAAACAACUCACUUCAGCUAAAUUUUUACCAGUUGUUUGAUAAUUCACAGAUGUGCCUGUAACCGGAUUGUUGAGUAUAUUUUUUCAAGAAAAGCAAAUAUGUUUAUUAAGCUUAAUUAUUGUAAAACAAAACAAUGUGUUUUGGGGUGUUCAGUGUUUUCUAAACUGAAGUAGCUAUCGACAACGUGAUUAUUAGGAGAAACAACUAUUUGUUUCCGCUCAUGUUUUAUACUGUAUAGGAGGUUUAGAUGGUCUUAAAAGGUUUGACAAAUUGUGUUCCUGUGAAUGCCUUCAUAGUCUAACUACCGGAAACGUUCAUCUGUAAUGACAAAAAUGCCUAACUAUUCUUUACCAUUAGUGUCACUGAGAAUAAAGUCUGCACUUAAUAUAUUGUGUAUUAAAAUCUUUAUCUUCA
Monopterus albus (swamp eel) is the source of this 2471-nucleotide messenger RNA. RefSeq names its product specifically androgen-regulated gene protein. The transcript is spliced from 4 exons. Bases 154 to 1608 code for a protein of 484 amino acids. Lineage: Eukaryota; Metazoa; Chordata; Actinopteri; Synbranchiformes; Synbranchidae. The record is from RefSeq and is a predicted model, not a curated record.